AUGACCGAACCCGCAGCGAAAUCUCCGCUGCCAAAAGAUCACCUCAAACCUUUCCCUCCAGUAUCAACUGCAAAACUUCAGCCUGAAACCGAGCCAUUGGACCAAAGUAACCAGACCGAGGCUCACGACAAUGGAACACAAGACAAUGACCUACCCCCGCUCCCAACAGUCAUCGCCCGCAUCCACGCGCGAGUCCAAUCCUUCCUAAACGAAACACACCCCCCAGACUCCCUUCUAGCCUCCGUGCAACGCCAAACUCGCAUCUCGCUAGACGUAGUGUCAACCGCACUAAAGCGGUACAAGCUCUCCGAACUCUCCGUCUCCUACAACGGCGGCAAGGACUGUCUAGUCCUUCUCAUCCUAUUCCUGGCCGGCCUGCACCCCGAGAACAAUUCUCAACCCGACAAAGAAGCCGAGGCCCAAAUAGCCGCCGCGACUGUUAUCCCGUCCAUCUACGCCCUGCCACCGGAUCCCUUCGACGCCGUCGAGGACUUCGUCGUCACGUCAGCCAAAGCAUACCACCUCGCCAUUACAAAAUACACGACCUUGCCACCUGCUUCGACGCUGCGCUCCAGCUUUGAGGAUUACCUGGCGCGACAUCCUGGGAUCCGGGCGAUAUUUGUGGGGACGCGACGGACGGAUCCGCACGGGGCCCAGCUGACGCACUUUGAUCGGACGGAUGGGGGCUGGCCUGAUUUUGUACGGGUUCAUCCUGUGAUUGAUUGGCAUUAUGCCGAGAUUUGGGCCUUUAUUCGGCAUCUCGAUUUAAGAUAUUGUUCGCUGUAUGAUGAAGGAUACACCAGUCUUGGAGGCACGUCGGAUACUCAUCCCAACCCGAAAUUGCAGAGUGCUGGGGAGUACCUCCCUGCCUAUCAGCUGACGGAAGAUGUGGAGGAGAGACUUGGGCGUAACUGA
Penicillium soppii is the source of this 915-nucleotide messenger RNA. RefSeq names its product FAD synthase. Gene Ontology annotation, biological process: FAD biosynthetic process. Gene Ontology annotation, molecular function: FMN adenylyltransferase activity. The transcript has a single exon. Bases 1 to 915 code for a protein of 304 amino acids. NCBI's taxonomy places the organism in Eukaryota, Fungi, Ascomycota, Eurotiomycetes, Eurotiales, Aspergillaceae. The record is from RefSeq and is a predicted model, not a curated record.